Messenger RNA from Ixodes scapularis (black-legged tick), 438 nucleotides. RefSeq lists its product as uncharacterized. NCBI's taxonomy places the organism in Eukaryota, Metazoa, Arthropoda, Arachnida, Ixodida, Ixodidae. The record is from RefSeq and is a predicted model, not a curated record. The coding region runs from base 1 to 402 and encodes 133 amino acids. The transcript has 5 exons.
AUGAAAGUCUACUUAGUCGAAGUAGCUGUGCUUCUGGCAGUGACGUCCUUCAUUUUUUGUACAGGAGACACAGAGUCGUCUACAGCGUCCGGAGAGUCAGAAAGUACAGAGCCAAAGCAGCCAGUAUUCUGCAGUGCCUCGUCGGACGACCAGAAGAACAUUUUUGACUGCACUCAAAAGGAAAUAAACAACUCUACAGAGGCUCAAGAAGCACUUAAGAAUUAUACAAGCAUCCUUUGCGGCGAUUUCGGUACUUUUUUUACCAGCAUUUGUAAUAAUACUAAUAAACAUCUCAUUGAAAUGACGGAAGAGGAACAGAAAAGCUUGUUUGAUCUUGUACUAAAGUGCGAAACAAAGCAUGGUGUAACCCUGCCACCAACUUCUACUCCACCAGCUUGUUGAAGAUUGAAAGAUCCCUACUAAAUAAUGCCGGUAGGC